Messenger RNA from Lepisosteus oculatus (spotted gar), 1274 nucleotides. NCBI's taxonomy places the organism in Eukaryota, Metazoa, Chordata, Actinopteri, Semionotiformes, Lepisosteidae. The record is from RefSeq and is a predicted model, not a curated record.
GGAAGUACAACUGCUCCUGUAAUACAGGAUACCGACCUCCAGAUGGAGUCACAAUGACAAGUAAUAUAUACCCUUGUCGAGAGAUCAAUGAGUGCACAGAGGACCCAUCUAUCUGUGGUCCAAAUGCAGAAUGUACCAACACUGCUGGGAGUUACAACUGUUCCUGCGUUCUUGGAUACGGCCCUGCUGCUGGUGUUACACUGAUAAAUAAUACAACUCCAUGCGCAGACAUUGAUGAAUGCCUACAGUCUCCCCCCAUCUGUGGUCCAAACUCAUUGUGUAACAACACUCCUGGGAGUUACAAAUGCUCUUGCAAAACUGGAUUUAGAUCCAAACUUGGAACUUCGAUAAGCAGUAUAAACCAAUGUCAAGACACUGAUGAGUGUGAAGAUGACCCCUCAGUUUGUGGUUCACAUGCCAACUGUACCAAUACUGCUGGGAGUUAUAUCUGUUCCUGUCACAGUGGAUACAGUUCCCCUCCUGGAGUCUCACAAGUCAAUAAAUCACAUCCCUGUCAAGAUACAGAUGAAUGUACACAAGUACCUUUGGUUUGUGGUCCAAACUCAAACUGCACCAACAGCAAUGGGAGUUAUAAUUGUUCCUGCUGGAAUGGGUAUAAGGCCCAAGAUGGGGCUAAAGUGAUCAAUGAUAACAAUCCAUGCCAAGGAGAGAAGCAAUUCUGGUCUGUGGAAGGCUGCAUGGCAAAAUAUUCAAAUGAAAAUUAUACAAUCUGCAGCUGCACCCAUCUCUCUACUUUUGCUCUGAUAAUGCAACUGGGCAACAAUAGUGAGAUUGUCUGUUCAAUCAUAGCUGGGGUCCUGCACUUCCUCUUCCUGGCCAGUUUUGUGUGGAUGUUACUGGAGGCCGUACAGCUCUUCCUGCUGGUGAGAAGCCUGGCACAAGUGAGGAUAAUCCAAAAAGAGGGACUGCGUUCUGCUUACCUCCUACUGAUUGGUUACGGCAUCCCUACUGUUGUAGUGGGUGUGUCAGCAGGAUUGUUUCCUAAGGGUUACGGGGAUGAUAAACAGAUAAUACUUUUCAAAUCUGUUGCCCAGUGUGUUGUACUGGGGUGUGGAUGGAUCCUGGGCUUCUUCCAAAGUUCCACUCUGCUAACAUACCUGUUUAUUGUGCUGAAUUCACAGCAGGGUACUUUCAUCUUCAUUGUUCACUGUCUGCUUAACAGAGAGGUGAGAGAGGAAUAUAAGAAAUGGUUCCCAUGUGUCUGCGCAAAAAAAAAAGCAUUGCUGUCUGCAGAGCCCUCAAUAUCAAAGUAG